Molecule: messenger RNA, 2067 nt
Organism: Neurospora tetraspora
Lineage: Eukaryota; Fungi; Ascomycota; Sordariomycetes; Sordariales; Sordariaceae
Product: Mycolic acid cyclopropane synthetase-domain-containing protein
Exons: 5
Coding region: 133-1860 (575 amino acids)
Source: RefSeq, a predicted model, not a curated record
AUCUAAUUGAAUCUUAUGGCUUCUCUCCCACUUUCUUUCCAUACAUUUUGACAUCUCUUUCCAUACAUUUUGACAGUUCGCCAGGUAAGUCGGAUCAUCGGACAGGCCUCGGCGGGCCGCGCUUCGACACACAUGACACUCCUCAAAAGAACGAGGAAGGAAGCACCAAUACAAGAUGUGGAAGAUCAGCUCCCGGCGCUUCUUCCUCGAUACAAAUAUCUGCCAACUCCCGACCUCACGUCUCCCAAGAAACAGGAUCCCGAAGAAUACGAGUGGAACCAACCCUUCGCAGUCCACAAGCGCAUCUAUCGUCAAUUAAAUCACGAAAAAGGAGAAAGCCUCAUGAAUCAUUUCGCAAGAGUCGUGGUCGACCUGGAAUCCGGAGGGAUGCAUCCUAAACAAUAUCUUCUGAACAUUGCAGAAUCCCUCACCGAGAUGGCCUACCGCGGCACUUCGCACCUGCGCCACAAGCUAGGUAGCCUUACAUGGGGUCCCGCCGUCCAGUUCGCCAAGACCAUGGCCCAAACCACGUUCGCUUCCCUCCAAGUUGGCACACUGCUUCUCGUUGACCAAGUGUCCGCGGAGAGUUUUGUGUACGGCGACACACUCGGCGUUGGGUCUGACGAGCUCGGCAACUUUGUCCUCUGCCGCCGCCACACUGGCGAAUUCGAGGACGAGCGCAAGGCCACCGAUCUCCCUGAUGUGGAGUUGGUUGUGAAGGACGACGCGUUCUGGUUGCGACUGCUUCUGUUCACGGACAUGGGUUUCGCGGAGUCGUACAUGCUAGGCGAGUUCGAGUGUGACGAUCUGACGUCUUUCUUCCAGAUGUUCAUCUUGAACCGUGAACAGCUGAACAACGGCACGACUUGGUUCUCUGGAUUCUUUUCCCACGUUGCCGGUCUCGCUCGCUUGGCAAAUACCAUGGAGAACGCUCGUCUGAACAUCAUAAGACAUUACGACAUCAGCAACGAUAUGUUUGCUGCUUUUCUGUCGCCAGAUAUGAUGUAUUCGUGCCCAAUUUGGAAGCACUCGAUCAAUAGUGACACCAAGCAGGAGGAGAGUCCGAGGCACGCUCAGAUGAGAAAGAUCAAGUAUUUCAUUGAAGCAGCCAAGAUCAAGCCAACCGACCAUGUCCUGGAAAUUGGAACCGGCUGGGGCACCAUGGCCAUUGAAGCCGUGCGCAGGACAGGCUGCCGCGUCACGACUAUAACGUUGUCACGGGAGCAAAAGAACUUCGCUGAGAAGAGGAUUCGGGCAGCGGGCUUUUCGGACAAGAUUGCAGUGUGUCUGUUGGACUACCGAAUGCUGCCUUAUCAGAAGGUUACCUACGACAAGAUCAUAUCUUGCGAAAUGAUCGAGGCUGUGGGCGAGAAGUUUCUGGCCACGUUUUUCUCGCGCAUUGACAAGCUGCUGAAGAAGGACGGAGGGAUUGCCGUGUUCCAGUGCAUCACCAUGCCGGAGGGACGACACAAAGGCUAUUCGAGGCGUGAAGACUUCAUUAACCACUACAUCUUUCCCGGAGGAUACCUCCCAUCCGUCACGCAGUUGAUCAACCACAUCACGACCGAGUCCAACGGAACGCUCAUUGUCGAAAAGAUCAAGAACAUCGGCCCACAUUAUGUCAAGACGCUGAGGCUGUGGAGGGAGGCCUUUAUGGACAAGUUUGACAGCAAGAUCAUGCCGGCUUUGAUGGAGGAGCAUCCUAAUAUGACGGAGAAGGACAUUGAAGUGUUUCAGAGGAAGUGGGAGUACUACUUUGCGUAUAGUGAAGCCGGUUUCCUGACCAAGACGUUGGGAGAUGUGAUUAUCACAGUUGGCAGGGAGGGUGCGCUUGAGCUGAUGGAGGGUAUUCCGUUGUGAUCGUUACUGAGGAUCGUAGUGCUGAUGAUCUCGCCCACAUCUCCACGUACGGCGAAGCAAUAUGGUUAUCGUGACCAGUAGGGAAAAGGACGAUGGAUGGUGGAAUGAUGAGGGACAGGAAUCGGUUGCAGAUCGGGUAGAAACCAGCAUAUAGACCAUGGUAUGGCGUCUCAUGGGUUUCCAUAAAAGAGGGUUACUAGAAUUUUC